CCCCCCGGCGCCCGCGCCGAGCAUGAGCGUUGAGGAUGGCUUGCGCCCGCGGCUUCACGUGCCCCCCGCUGCCGCCCGGUAGGAUGUCCUGGCCCCACGGGGCACUGCUCUUCCUCUGGCUCGUCUCCCCGCCACUGGGGGCCGGUGGGGGCGGCGUAGCCGUGACGUCGGCCGCCGGAGGGGGUUCCCCGCCCGCCACCUCCUGCCCCGCGGCCUGUUCGUGCAGCAACCAGGCCAGCAGGGUGAUCUGCACGCGGAGAGAGCUGGCCGAGGUCCCGGCCAGCAUCCCGGUCAACACGCGCUACCUGAACCUGCAGGAGAACGGUAUUCAGGUGAUCCGGACAGACACGUUCAAACACCUGCGGCACCUAGAGAUCCUGCAGCUGAGUAAGAACCUGGUGCGGAAGAUCGAGGUGGGGGCCUUCAACGGGCUGCCCAGCCUCAACACGCUGGAGCUGUUCGACAACCGGCUGACCACGGUGCCCACGCAGGCCUUCGAGUACCUGUCCAAGCUUCGGGAGCUCUGGCUGCGUAACAACCCCAUCGAGAGCAUCCCCUCGUACGCCUUCAACCGCGUGCCGUCGCUGCGGCGUCUGGACCUGGGAGAGCUCAAGCGGCUGGAGUACAUUUCGGAGGCGGCCUUCGAGGGCCUGGUUAACCUGCGCUACCUCAACCUGGGCAUGUGCAACCUCAAGGACAUCCCCAACCUGACAGCCCUGGUGCGUCUGGAGGAGCUGGAGCUGUCGGGCAACCGGCUGGACCUGAUUCGCCCGGGCUCCUUCCAGGGCCUCACCAGCCUGCGCAAGCUGUGGCUCAUGCACGCCCAAGUGGCCACCAUCGAACGCAAUGCCUUCGACGACCUCAAGUCGCUGGAGGAGCUCAACCUGUCGCACAACAACCUGAUGUCGCUGCCCCACGACCUCUUCACGCCCCUGCACCGCCUCGAGCGCGUGCACCUCAACCACAACCCCUGGCACUGCAACUGUGACGUGCUCUGGUUAAGCUGGUGGCUGAAGGAGACGGUGCCGAGCAACACAACGUGCUGCGCGCGCUGCCACGCGCCCGCCGGCCUCAAGGGGCGCUACAUCGGCGAGCUGGACCAAUCGCACUUCACGUGCUACGCCCCCGUCAUCGUGGAGCCGCCCACGGACCUGAACGUGACCGAGGGCAUGGCGGCCGAGCUCAAGUGCCGCACCGGCACCUCCAUGACGUCCGUCAACUGGCUGACGCCCAACGGCACGCUCAUGACGCACGGCUCGUACCGCGUGCGCAUCUCGGUGCUGCAUGACGGCACGCUCAACUUCACCAACGUCACCGUGCAGGACACGGGCCAGUACACGUGCAUGGUGACGAACUCGGCCGGCAACACCACUGCCUCGGCCACGCUCAACGUCUCGGCCGGGGGCGCCGCCGCCUCGUCCACCACGGCGCCCGCGCCGCGCUCCUCGCGGCCCACGGAGAAGGCGUUCACGGUGCCCAUCACGGAUGUGACGGAGAACGCCCUCAAGGACCUGGAUGACGUCAUGAAGACCACCAAGAUCAUCAUUGGCUGCUUCGUGGCCAUCACCUUCAUGGCGGCGGUCAUGCUGGUGGCAUUCUACAAGCUCCGGAAGCAGCACCAACUCCACAAGCACCACGGGCCCACGCGCACCGUGGAGAUCAUCAACGUGGAGGACGAACUGCCCGCCGCCUCGGCCGUGUCCGUGGCCGCCGCCGCCGCCGUGGCGGGCGGGGGCGGCGUGGGCGGGGACAGCCACCUGGCCCUGCCCGCCCUGGAGCGCGACCACCUCAAUCAUCACCACUACGUGGCGGCCGCCUUCAAGGCGCAUUACAGCAGCAACCCCGGGGGCGGGGGCUGCGGGGGCAAGGGGCCGCCGGGCCUCAACUCCAUCCACGAACCCUUGCUGUUCAAGAGCGGCUCCAAGGAGAACGUGCAAGAAACACAGAUCUGA
Orycteropus afer afer is the source of this 1952-nucleotide messenger RNA. It is a transcript of the gene LRRC4B, whose product is annotated as leucine rich repeat containing 4B. Lineage: Eukaryota; Metazoa; Chordata; Mammalia; Tubulidentata; Orycteropodidae. Gene Ontology annotation, cellular component: plasma membrane. The record is from RefSeq and is a predicted model, not a curated record. Gene Ontology annotation, molecular function: protein binding.